This is a messenger RNA of Paramuricea clavata, 21657 nucleotides long. The record is from the annotation of a GenBank genome assembly. NCBI's taxonomy places the organism in Eukaryota, Metazoa, Cnidaria, Anthozoa, Malacalcyonacea, Plexauridae.
GUUGUCUGUUGUCAUGACACUGACGAAAGCAAAUCAAUAUGGCGGAAAAUUCAGACGAAAAGGCAAAAGAACCGUCAAUUUCGGAUUUAAAACAAAAUAUUGACGACGAAUAUAGUACCGCUGGAAAGACACUUGAAAAAGAAACGAACGAUGCAGCAGUUUUAAAAACACAGGACGAUUUCAGACUGGUUGGAAGAAAUUAUAUUGAAAAUAUCAAAGCCUCACUUCUCGCAUCAUCAGCGAAUUUCAACAGAGCUAAAUAUGCCGCUACUUUGGAAGACCCUUAUAUGAAGGCUUAUAGAUACUUGGAAGAACACAAGGUUCUUGCAUUGUUCGAGGUUUGUUUUGAAAUAUUUGUCAAUUUAGUUAAGAUUUGAAAUUAUAAAAAUGCGCUUAAAUGAGUUAAAGACUGUGGCCUUUUGCAGUAUAAUUUGCUGCUAAAAUGUCAAACUACAGGGUGUAUCAAAAUAAACGCAAUUCAUCUUUUGUGCUUAAUAACUUUCGAAAUACUAUUUCUAGUUAAACGCUUUUAGGCUUACUUCAAAGCCUGUUCUUUUCUCUUUCAAACAAACUAUUAUCCUUGUCUCCAAUGCUAGUAAUAAUUGCACAGGAAAAGAUUUGGUAAAACCUAUCAUUUUUAGUUGCUGUUUAAUUAUGCAAGUUUACUAUGUUAUUGUUUAGUCGGUUUAAAUGUUAGAAUUUUCUUCUUUAAACUUUAAUGUUGUCGUCACUACAUCUGGAAAACCACGUAAGAACAAAUUAAAAGUAUUUUAAAAGAUACCAGGUUGUUUGAAAAUCCUAAACGAAUGCUAAAAAUCGUCAAAACAUUCUGGUGUCUGAGCCAGAGUGUCAUCGAAUUGCGAUGUAAUGUAAACAGAAAUUAUAGCAAGUUGAUGUCAGUCAGCUUAGAUGGUCCAAGCCAAAAUUAUAUCGCAUUUGAAGUUUCAAACUGAGUUAAAAAUAGUGGAAGAAAAGCCGUAAUUAUACUUAUUGUUACAAUCCAUUUAAUAAAAUGCAACAUUUGUUUGUUUUAAUGAAAAAAUCAGUUAUUUUCAUGAGAACGAUUUGUUAUUCCAUCUCAAUUUUUUUAAUCUCCAAUCGCAAUAACGUAAAGUAUUAUUACCCGCGAACCAAUGAGUCAAAUUUAAGAAACAACCCACUGUUAGAAAACUGAAUGGCUACGCUUUAAAAUGAAUGUAAACUUUAACGUUUUCGUCUAUUAUUUGUUUAGCAAUUUACAUUUCAGUCGAGGAUUGCGCUUUUUUUGAUACACCCUGUAACUAAUUUCAACACAAAUUAUUUCAGACCAAUCAGAUGUCUCUGCUUCCAAAGUUCCAAAUAGUGUUGAUUUGUUAGGAAUGUAGUAGCAUUUCUGAUUGUUUUGACAUAAAAACAUGACAGACACUGUCAGUUUUUUGAGUGAGAGAAUAAAGGAUCUGCAGUUUUGGUCCAAAAUUCUGUGUCUGCACAAAAAAGUGUUGUUCCAUAUAGGGUGACAUUUGCUACAUCAUGUGCAAAUGUUUGUUUAUUAGUGGGCUAUAAAUAAUUUCAAAAGUUGAUGCGGAUUUUUUUCAUUCAUUAUUUUUCAUGAUUUGAAUUUGUCAAAUUUUGAGCUAAAAAUUUGAAUUUCAACUGAAAAAAUCCAAUAAAAUUUUGACGAUUCUUGAUGCGGGCGGGUGACGGUAAACUGAUAUGAUACAUGCGGGCGGGUGAUGGUAAACUGAUACCUUAAUUCCAUCGGCCUAAUAGUGGAUCUUAUUUAUGCUAGGAAUUCUUCAGGGGCCAAUAAGCUUAAUCCUAGGUUUAACGUAAAAUUUAAAGCAAACUUUUAUAUCACAACAUUUCUAUAAACUUGGAAAUAUUUUUCCAGAAAUCUGGUUUGGAUCAUGAUCAAUAGAGUUUUUAUUUUAUAAAGUUUUGAAAUAAAUGGACGAGCAGAAAUACAGAAACAGUGCCCAGUUAAAUUUUAACCCUGGAUGAACCAGGGGUGGAAAAAAUAUUUUACUUUCUGAGACUGCAAGAGAACAUUGAAAAUUUUCUGCAAAUAAUCAAGUAAAUGAACACUUGGAUACUGUAACUGUGUGCCACUAACAAGUUGUCAAAAUGUAAUAUGCUAUAUUUUUAAAGAAAAAAAUAUUUAAAUACACUGAGAAUGCAUCGACUAACAUGCAUCAAGGGUAGGAACCUAAGGUAAAUACAGAUGCCAAAAAAGGGCACUAUCAGGGGGAUCAAUGCUCCCCCAGAAAAUUUUGAAAAUCAGGUGUCUGAGCUCAUGCAUGCAUACAGUUCAGGUAACAUUAUUUCUAUUGGUUGGAAUUUUUCCUACGAAUUUCAUGCUAAAAUGAUACCAUGUAAAUUUCGUUAGUUUUAAAGCAAAUCUCUGUUUGUAUGUGCUCAUAUCUGUGAUUUGAAUUUACAUGUAUUGUGAUGUCCUGCAGUCCUCUCAAUUUUGAGUCAUUAGUAAUUCUAUCUAUAAAAAAAUCUAUCUAUAAAAAAUUGUUUGUGUCAAUUUUUCAAUGUUCAGCAGCAGUUUGUUGGCAAUUUUUUAUCUCAUAAUGACAACUAAGCAAUAGGCAUAGUAUUAGUGCUACAGGGCAGUGCCCUGAAUAUGCAGAAAACAAGUGCACCACAAGCACAACAUACUAUUUUUGAGUAAAUACCAAGGCUUAUGACUCUGAACAGACUAACAAACUUGUGCAAUGGACAUAAAGAGAUAGCUAACUUCAUUUGGAUACCAUAUUAAUUAAGGUAUAACAAUUUAAUUUGAAAUUUCAACUAUGUUUUACUCGGUAUCAAUUAAUCUAUAAUUUCUGGUAUAUAUACAGCCAAGCCAUUGGGUCAUCUUUAUGAUAUUUUUCAUGACUUUUCACAACCAAUUUCCAUUUUCCUUCGUCAGAAAGUUCCUUCAUUUUUUCCUGAUAUCCGUAACAUGGGUCGUUAGCGAUGCAAUCCCUGAUUGUGAAACAAGCUAAUCCUCCAGGCUUCAGAACAUAAAGAAGAUCAUCAAACCCUUUUCCUUUUACAUGGCCAACAGUAAACACACCAAUGCAUAUUGUUGCAUCGUACUGGUUCGGACUUGUACCAAGGUCUUUGCAACCAUCAGAACCCAUUGCACCUUGGCUUAACUUUCCAUAAAGACCCUUUGCCUUAGCUGUUUCAAGCAUUUCUGGGCAGUUGUCCAAACCAUCAAUGGCCCUAUAGCCACUUUUGUAUAAUUCUUCUCCAACUACUCCGGUGCCACAGCCAAGAUCUAAGAUGGUGGCAUCUUUACCAUAUCCUGAUUCUUCAAGAGUCUUGGACAGUUUCUCUGCUCCAAUCAUAUGUGCAACAUAUUCUAAACCUUCCAAUGUAUCCUUGAAUUGAAAUAAAAAAAUUAUCGGUAAAACAGAGAUUAUGUUGGGAAAAUGUGACUUGUCAGUAGAUUGAUUGGAAAUGUUCCGUAAAUUGAUUGGAAAUGGUUGGUAAAUUGAAUGGUAAAACUGAGUUGGUCUGUAAAGCGAAGAGGCAGUAGAGGAACAACCACCCCCACCCCCGCUUGGAAUAGUCUCUGGAAUGCCACUGGUCUUGCUAUUUCUCCUGCACUUGACCUAACCCUCUUUCCACUAUCCUGGCCUUCACCCUAUUCUGGCCUUCCCCCCUCAGUUAUCCUAACAUUCCUCAAACGAGGAUGAGAGUUAGCAGUCACACAUUGUUACAGGAGACAUUUCAAGCUCUAGAAUACCAGAUAAACAAAAUAAACAUUUGAUGAGUGUUCCAAAUAUGUUUUAACCGAAACAGAAUACAUGAUAUUUUUGGGAAAGCAUUAAUGCAUAUAUCAACAGCCUGCCAAGGGGUUACACCCCCGGGACAACCAGGGGAAAACGAGGGGGAAUUUGGUAUUUUAUCUGUGUAUUCUGCCCGUGAACCCCGGGGAAAUUACAAACUUUGCAGUAAUAGGACGACAGGGGGAGGGGAAGUAGGGGACUUUGACGUGACAAUUUGAAUUUUAUAAAUGAAGUGCACAAUUGGUGCGAACUCAAAAUCACAGGCUCACAUAGAAAAACAUCAAUCACCAACUUAUUAUUUAUAUUUUGUAGUGGUCUUGCUAACAUUUGAACAAAUAAAUGCAGAAUACACGGGUGCCAUUGUGAUACCCCAGUUUGUAUGAUUUUUUAAUUGUUUGCAUGCUAUUUAUAUUAUGAACUACUUUAUUCUAAGCCCCAGGGGGAGGGCAGUUUGACUUACACAUUUCCCGGGGGAGGGAGGGGGAAUUAAUGCAUUAGAAUUAUGUUUUUUCAGAGUCCCAGGGGUGUACCCCCAGGCAGGCCGUUGAUAUGUGCAUAAGAACGGCAAACCAAGGUCGUAUGAUUGCACUCGUGUCCUCGUUUGAUCCCUCUAGUUUGAUCCGAGUUUUUUUACGACAUGUACAUGGAAUUUCACUCCCGGAUUCGAUUCAGGCGAUAUCGCCGAGGACGUGCUUGAAAUGAAAUGAAGUGAAAUGUAUUUGGUAAUUGUUUAUUCGGACGUUUCGCGUGUAAAUAUUAGUAAAUACUGGGAUAAUGAAACUUUGGUUGAUAUGGAUACAAGGAGAAACUCGACGUUUCGAGCGAAACCUUCGUAGUUCUCCUUGUAUUUUUCAGGUAGUAGCAUGCCUAUCAACGAAAGCUUGUUAUUAUUGGCAUUGCCUACACUGGCACAGACCCUUCAAGAUAAAUAUUGGGAUCCCAUGCCGGACGAAUUACCUCUGCUUAUGAAAUAUUGUUUCAGUUAAUGUAAUAAUGCACUUACUUUAUCGAAAGUAUCACGCCACGUACUGUAAAGUUCACGCAGCUCUUCGUUUGUUGUCUCCGGCGAGAGGUGCAUUACCUUCUUAUAGUGCGAGAGAGUGUCGUCUCUGCUCAUUUUCAAAUCCUGUAUCUGCUUCAGUUACAACUGGUUACAGGAUAUUGCACGCCGCUUGUAACACUAAUUAAGAUGGGAUUUCCACUUACAGAGAAAUAUUUCGUUUGAUUUCUUUUGAAUUGUGACCAACCGAAUAAAUCAGUUCCACUUGACCGCUCACAAUGGAUCUUUUUAAAAAGUCUGUAUUGUGACGUAGAAAAAGUGAGUAAAACGUAGAUAAAGGAAAACCUCUGAUUGUCCAAAUGUUCGUAUUUAUCCGCAAACUACGUCACAAGGCAGACUUUUGAAAUGGUCUAUUUACAGUAAAGGGAGUGAGAAAUUUCGAAAUUCGAAAUGGUUCGAAAUUCGAUAUACUUCAUUUUGCAACUAACCGUCAGAUUGAGUCACAGAUUGACUUUGAGUCGUGCGCGUUACAUGACCUGCCUCAUCCGCAGGCCCUUCGUUGGGCACAGUGCAAUUGCAAUCUAUAUAGAUCAGUGACUGUGAUAUCAUUGCCAGGCAAUCUUCGCGCGCCCAACGAAGAAUUUUUUCUCGUCCCCCCCCCCCCUCUUUGAAAGCGACUGGGGACGAGACAGUUACAUGACUAUGUGACUGUAUGACACUGAUAUCGGGAACUAGACUUGCGAAAAUCACCAACUUGACCUGAGACCUCGCAGCUCAGUUGGUAGAACAUUGAAGACUGGCAAACCAAACUGUCGCGGGUUCGAUUCCCACCGUGGUCAAGCAAACUUUUCAGCUUGCCCGGUGUGGACAGCACUCAGAGACCGACAUCACAAACAUAUAUAAUCAACUUUUGCUCAAUAGCCGUCAGAAUAGCCGGAUAGGUAGGUUUGGGUUGUUUUGGAUAAGGUCGGGCAUUAAAUAAUUUGAAAUUUAUUAUUUUUACCACUAGAAUAUUACUAUCUUUACCAUUAGCACAACAUUGAAACUUUGGAUUGGUCUGGUAUUCUAUAAUAAACAACUGCUGACCAUAUGAAUGAACAAGUCAAAUAAAUUUGCAGACAAAUAGCCAAAGAUCUGGGUUUCCGGUGACUGCACAAUUAACACCUAUGUUAACUUUUUCAAAACAUGCAAUGCAUUAUAUUUGAUGAAACAUACAAUAUAAAAAAUGUGGAAAAGGCUGUUGAUAUAAACGUCAACUGCUAACUGCUAGUAAUAAAUGUAGAUUAAGUAGGUAUUAUUAAUAAAAUUGGAAUAAUGUUUCAUUCUGAACAGUAUCAACUAACUAAAUCUAUAAUUUCUGGUAUAUAUACAGCCAAGCCAUUGGGUCAUCUUUAUGAUAUUUUUCAUAACUUUUCACAACCAACUUCCAUUUUCCUUCGUCAGAAAGUUCCUUCAUUUUUUCCUGAUAUCCGUAACGUGAGUCGUUAGCGACGCAAUCCCUGAUCGUGAAACAAGCUAAUCCUCCAGGCUUCAGAACAUAAAGAAGAUCAUCAAACCCUUUUCCUUUUACAUGACCCACGGAAAACACACCAAUGCAUAUUGCUGCAUCAUACUGGUUCGGACUUACACCAAGGUCUUCGCAACCAUCAGAACCCAUUGUACCUUGGCUUAACUUUUCAUAAACACCCUUUGCCUUAGCUGUUUCGAGUAUUUCUGGGCAGAUGUCUAAACCAUCAAUGGCCCUAUAGCCAUGUUUGUACAAUUCUUCUCCAACUAUUCCAGUGCCACAGCCAAAAUCUAAGAUGGUAGCAUCUUUACCAUAUCCAGAUUCUUCAAGAGUCUUGGAUAGUUUCUCUGCAGAAAUUAUCUGCACAACACAUUCUAAACCUUCCAAUAUAUCCUUAAAUUGAAAUCAAGAAAUUAAAGUUCUUUUGAAGUUUCUGUAAUGAAUAUCCUUGACAAGAACCCUUUUAGAAAACUUGGAGAAGAUUAUUCAUUCAAACUUAACUUAAUUGGUUCAAAGAAGCAUUCAUUGCAGAAUUUCUAAAGUAUAUCUUUACACACUACUCAGACAAAACAGAAUUUAUGAUAAUAGCCUCAAAAAGAAAACUUAAUCAAUUUCGCACUGAUAUUCGUAUACAUAUAAACGGUCCAUUAUUAAACAAGUUAAGCAAAAAAAACCCUUAGGUAUUACAAUUGAUAACGAACUAAGGUGGACUGAACACAUUAAUGAGCAAUGCAAAAAACUUUCAAGUGCAAUAGCUCUGCUUAGAAAGGCAAAACCACACGUACCUUACAACGACUUACUCCGUAUUUACAAUUCCCUGGUAGUUCCUUACUUUACAUACUGUUCGACAGUUUGGAACGAUGGAAACAAAACAAAUUUGGAAAAACUUUAAAAAUUACAAAAGCGAGCCGCUCGUAUAAUUACAGGAUUAAACUAUGAAACAAGAUCAAAAACAAUCCUCCAGAGUCUAGGUUGGCAUCCAAUAGAUAACAUUCUUAAAAAAAGAGGAUUUCUAAUUACGUUUAAGGCUAUCCGAGGUAUAGCGCCGGAGUGCAUCUGUAAAAUGUUUUCCUGCUGUGAUAAUAGAAGUCACCACAUGCGGAGCAACGGGCGGAAACUAACUCUCGAUAAACCUAAUAGAUCAUUUAUGAAAAAGUCAUUUUCAUAUCGAGGAGCUUCCGCCUGGAACUCAUUACCUAACGAAAUCUUAGACGUUCACGAACAGUUGACGAUACAUUCUUUUAAAACUAAGCUCAAGAAUCACCUACGUUGAUAAAAUAUCCAAUUGUAAAGACUCCUAGUCAAUUACACUAUUUUGUAAAUACUUAUACUAUUUUGUAAAUAUUUAUUUUGUACUUUCCUUUAUGUAAACAACCCCUUUAAAAGCAGCGUAGGCUGAAGGGUUAUUGUUUGUAAAUAAGUUUUAAUAAUAAUAAUAAUAAUAAUAAUUUAAAAGAACAAAAUCCGUGCUAUUUGUCCCGCACCUGUCCUACCCUACCCAACGGUAACCCGAACUGGUCCUUAUUCUAACCGUUCUGGCCACUUGUUUGCAGGAAUUAAGCCCCUGAUGAGACAGGGUGUUAGCUACAGUCAAAAAUUCCGCGUUAAACGCGGUUUUCCCAAUUACCUUGAGGUCGCAAUUUCCCAAUUUGGGUCAGCCAAAAAGUAGUGAUAGAAAUUCAAUUAUUUUUUCACAUCUGAUAAUAGACCAGGUCCAGUACCGUAUCUUACCGUCCAUCUUGCCGUCAAUAUACGCCAUUAAAAAUAUGUUUGUAACUACAUUUGCUCAAAAUUACUCCCAAAAUGCGGGAAAUGCCAUUUCAAAGACACAAAAGUUUUAAAAAUCGAGAGGGGGCAACCGCAUGCCCCCAGACCCACAAAGAAAUGCCCGGCUUCAGGCUAAAAUAGAUUUCUCAAUUUCAGGUAAACGCGGACUUUUUUUACUUCUGGCUAACACCCUGUGAGAGUUGGCUCUGGAUUAACAAAAUAAAGGGUUGAUGAGCGUUUCAACUACGAUUUAACUUAAAUGGAGUGUGCAUGAUAGUGUUGGGAAAGCAUUAAGAACAGCUAACGAAAGUCGCGUGACUGGCAACUCUCAUAACCUCGUUUGAACCGAGUUUCGCACAUACACUAAUUAACGCAAUAGCGCGUGAAAUUAAAGCGAGUGCCUUAAUCGCUCGACUGCCGAAGACUUGCCUUUCAGUUUCAGCAUGUUUAAAGAACGAGGAAAAAUCACUUUUGUCGGACAGAUCGAUAGCGUCUAAAUAUUGGGAUCCCUGGAUCCCUUACCAUUGCGUAACAAUUAUUCUUUAAUUUUAAUGCACUUACUUUAUCGAAGGUAUGACGCCACGCAGAAUAGAGUUCACACAACUCUUCGUUUGUUGUCUCCGGCGUGAGGUGCAUUACCUUUUCAUAGGGCGAGAGGGUGUCGUCUCUGCUCAUUUUCAAAUCCUGUAUCUUCUUGCAACUUACGUUAUAGAAUAGUAGAAUACAGCGUUAAACAGACUCUUACUAGGUUAUACGAAAUUCGAUACAUUUAUUUUGUACACGUUACAGAAUAUCGCAUACGAAAUUCGAUAUGGUUUGGCCUGUGGUUUGGCCCAGUGCUAGCCUUUUUUUCGGCUCGCCACGGCCGAAAAAAAGGCUAACCCUGGGUACGAGGUUGUGGUUUGGUUAGCCAUUGACGUCACAAAUAACAUGGUGCCUUGAGGCCACUGAGCUAUAAUAUAUUACUGGAGGAGGUGCUCCUAUCUAUCGGCGACAGCAAACGCCGAAAUCCGCCAACAGGGGGCCCGCCUUGGAAGUAUGAUAAAAACUUAGCAUUAAAUUAUGUAGAAUAAUUCAAAGUGAAUACUUACUUGAAAUAUGAGUCUAUUUUCGAAUCAUAACAAAGCACAUUAUUUUUAUUCUACAUGAAGUAUUACGGAAAUCUACCGCUGAAGAAUAACAUGUAGCGCGGGCCGCAGCCUGCACGCGUGUUUUUAUCAUACAGUCGAACCCCUAUAAGCGGACACCUCUCUUAAGCGGACACCUCUUUUAAGCGGACACAUAUCUCAGGUCCCAUUUGGUUUCUUUAGUAAAAAACUAUUAUCAUAACCCCUAUUAAGCGGACACCCCUCUUUAACGGACGCGGACACCUUUCUGGAGGUACCAAUGUGUAAAUCAACCUCUCUUAAGCGGACAGAUGACAGAUUGUCUGAUAAAAUGUAUUCAAUAUUCGAGAGUAAAUAACAAUUGAGAUCAAUUUACAUGGCACAUUGACAGUGACACACCAACUUGGCGCGAAGACAUCAGAGCCAAGAUUAUUGAGGAAGUGAAGAAUGAGGACGGAGGACUGUGAGCCGCCAGCCAUGAUGAUACUCAAAUUACACACCUUUGCCUCCUGCUGUGUUUUUCUACAUACUCCUUUUAAGCGGACACCCCUUUUAGGCGGACACUUAGGCGAGGUCCCGAAGGUGUCCGCUUAAUAGGGGUUCGACUGUACUUCCAAGGUGGGCCCACUGUGAUUCACCAUGUUUUUGGCUUCGCCUCUAGACGCCGAACACGUCCUCCAGUAAAACAGUAUUGCUCAGUGCUUGAGGCGCAGACCAAACAUUAGGGAGCCAAAGUUCCUUUUGAAUAAUUUUUCAAUAUUGAGCUAUGAAUACACCUUUUCGAUAAUUACGUUAUGACUACUUUCUUGGCCUUGGAGCUUCGCUCUCAUGAACCGAAAGACGAAAUGCCAUUGGCUCACGAUUCAUGAGGACGAGGCUCCCAGGUCAAGAAGAGAUUUGUGACGUAAUUAUCGAAAUGGUGUAUUGGUCUGGUAUUCUAUAAUUGCGCCCAGGUUUUAUUGUCUGAAACAAUUUAAACAACUGCUACCCAGAAAAUGUUGGAUUCCUGGAAGCUCAGAUAAGCCAUUUCCAGCAUUUUGAGGAGUUUUCCAACAAGAAAUUAACCUUAUAAACAGUGGCACAAUUACUGCAAUUUCACAGUCUCCCAAAUGUAAUCCAGUCCCAAUAAGGCAACAUGGUGUGAUGAUGCGGUAAUGAAAAUGUGCGUGGAAUAGUAUUAUCAUUCACCACACUUCAAAUUCUACAGUACUGUAUCAUGUGUAUUGGGGUACUUGAAAUCGACGCAUUCGUCUUCUCAGUGUCAUUGAAGAGCAAGAUAGGGUGGUCUCAUUGGAGUAUCUUUGCUUGGAAUUUCGUCCUAAAAUGCCAUUUCAUGCCUUGUUCCACGAGCAAAUUAUUUCAGUCAUGGUUUAGGUUUCUGGCGAUGUUUGAAUUUCAGUCCCCAAAUUCUGGCCUACCGAGUGAACUGACUCGGUUGACUCAUAGCUGGUUACGGGCCUGCAGAUGAUGGUCAAAUUUUGAAAUGUUAACAUCUUAACAUCAUUUUCUCACUUUGAUACAUAAUUGCUGGUUGACCACCUACUGCAGGUAGUUGUUAGGGACCUCAAUGGGGGGGAGACAAAAUUGCUAACUGGAGGGGUCAGUAAGAGGGCUGGGGGGACAUCCCCCCCCCCCCAGUCUAGAUGUUAAAAGAGGCCCUGGCAGAAUUUCAAGUUAGUAGCUUUCCGACAAAGGGCCUUCGCUCGAAACGGUGCAUCACCAUUGAUGAAACAUACAAUAUAAAAAAUGUGAACUGCUAACUGCUAGUAACAAAUAUAGAUAAAGUAGGUGUUAAAAAUGUAAUAUAGAUAACAAUUUAAUUGAAAAUUUCAACUAUGUUUCAUUCUGAACAGUAUCAAUUAACUAAAUCUAUAAUUUCUGGUAUAUAUACAGCCAAGCCAUUGCGUCAUGUUUAUGAUAUCUUUCAUAACUUUUCACAACCAAUUUCCAUUUUCCUUCGUCAGAAAGUUCCUUCAUUUUUUCCUGAUAUCCGUAACAUGGGUCGUUAGCGAUGCAAUCCCUGAUCGUGAAACAAGCUAAUCCUCCAGGCUUCAGAACAUAAAGAAGAUCAUCAAACCCUUUUCCUUUUACAUGACCCACAACAAACACACCAAUGCAUAUUGAUGCAUCAUACUGGUUCGGACUUAUACCAAGGUUUUUGCAACCAUCAGAAUCCAUUGCACCUUGGCUUAACUUUCCAUAAACUCCCUUUGCCUUAGCUGUUUCAAGCAUUUCUGGGCAGUUGUCCAGACCAUCAAUGGCCCUAUAGCCACUUUUGUAUAAUUCUUCUCCAACUACUCCGGUACCACAGCCAAGAUCUAAGAUGGUGGCAUCUUUACCAUAUCCUGAUUCUUCAAGGGUCUUGGACAGUUUCUCUGCUGCAAUUAUAUGUGCGACAUAUUCUAAGCCUUCCAAUGUUUCCUUAAAUUAAAAUCAAGAAAUUAUUGUAAAGGAUGGUAACUCUUGACGUUUCUGUGAUAAGUAUCCUUGGCAAGAACCCUUUUUAGAAAAUAUGGAGAAGAUUAUUCAUUCAAACUGAACUUAAUUGAUUCAAAGAAACAUUCAUAGCUUAUUCGCAGAAUCUCUAAAGUAUAUCCUACACAAUCUCAGACUCAUUAUUCAUUAAUAAUUCAUGAGUAAAUUAGCCAACCAUAUUACUUUGUUUUGCUCAUAUGAUAAUACUGGAUACCUGGUAUUGAUCCAGUCCUAGGACUGGAUCAAAAUUAAUUCACCUCAUUUUUAGUAGUGAUUUAUCAGGGUUCGUAGCGGUCUUUGAAAUCCUUGAAAGUCUUUAAAUUUGAAUUCAGGUCUUUAAGGUCUUUGAAAAGUCUUUGAAUUGUGUGAAAAAGCGAAGAAAGUCUUUAAAAGUCUUUAAAUUCUUUAGUGAGUAUUUGAUUAUACGAUUUCCUAGGUAAUAAAAUAGAUUGAUUGAAGCAAGGUUUUCGCAAAUAUCGACGAAAAGAUGGAUUUUAGGAUGUGAUGUGACCGGACUAAUUACCGGGUAAAAAUGGUGCUUACACUCGCGAUUUUUCGACAGCUGAUUGCUCUCAAAGGUCUUUGAAAAGUCUUUGAAAAUAGGCAGGAAAAAGCAUUGAAAGUCUUUGAAUUGUUUUGGUCUUGGAGACUACGAACCCUGUUUAUUCAUAUGAGAAAUCAUUUCGAAUAAAUACACGCUUCCGGAAAGUACGUCACUUUGGCUAUAGAGCUUCGUUUUCGUGUAUCUGUGAAGCUCACGUUUCAAUCACGAAAACGAGGCUCUAUAGCCAAAGUGACGUACUUUCCGGAAGCGUGUAUUCGGACUGGACUAGAUUUCAAGACCUCGCAUUUUGAUCCUGGCCUCGGCUUUGCCUCGGACUUGAUAAAAUUGCGCGGACAACAAAUCUAAUCCAGUCCUCAUAGUCAAUUUGAAAUAUUACUUCAUAACCUCAAUGACUUUUCUGUAUGUAGAACGAAAUCCUUGCUAUUAAUUGUGUAAAUAUCAAGAUUUUUUGGGCAUAUACUGCGGAUUCAGGUAGACCGUGAAAUGCGAAUAGUUGUCGCGUUAGUUUUAACAGUUGUACGAUGACGUUUCUAGGCAGAUUUUCGACGUUUCUAAGGCGUGGCUUCAACGUUUAUUUUUAAAAAUUGAACGUUGUAAUUGCAAGGUAAUUGCCAGAUAGUAUACUUCAAAAUAAGGUUUCCGUUUUUAUAUCAAUUUUUUAAAUAAGUUAGGGUUAGGUUAGGGUUUAGUUUUGCGUUAGGAUAUUUUUUCUACGUUAUAAAAACGUAAACCUUAUUUUGAAGUAUACUAUUUAGCAAUUACCUUGUAAUUACAACGUUCAAAUUUUAAAAAUAAACGUUGAAGCCACGCCUUAGAAACGUCGAAAAUCUGCCUAGAAACGUCAUCGUACAACUGUUAAAACUAACGCGACAACUAUUCGCAUUUCACGGUCUACCUGAAUCCGCAGUACCUUACUCGAUUGAACUAAUAUUAGUUGAUGAAAAUCUUGAGUGUAAAUUUUAUACAUUUAGUAUUUUAGACUUAACCAGGAACAACUGCAAAUCAAAAUGAGAUCAAAUGAAAGUGUCAGAAAGAAUUAGAGCAGUUUGCAGUUGUUUUUGCAAACGGGUACCGUACGAUUGGUGCGAAUUUUGCCGAAUCAAAAGAUCCAGCCCGAUUUCCGGUUCUGAAAGGCCCGAAUCGCGGGCAAACAGUGCGCGCGCAAAGCAGGCUGAUCGUGACGUCCUUUGUUUGGACUUGCGCAAUUUUCAAGUUAUUUCUAUUUUCUAACACGCGCGUUAUUAUGAGAAUAAAUUUGAAACUGCAAAAAACGAUCACAAAACAACUUGGAAGCUAAUAAACGAAGUAAUUAAUAAACGUAGAACAAAAACCUUACUGCCUUCCUCGUUUAUAUCAAAUAACACCCUUCUCUCUGAUCCUAAAGACAUUGCUAACAGGUUUUGCAAAUAUUUCGCUAACAUUGGUCCUGAUCUUGCAAGUAAGAUUCCUGAGACUUCAAACUCUUUUCUUUCUUUCCUAAAUUCAAAUAGCGAAGAAUCUAUUUCACUUCAUCCAACAAAUGUAAUUGAGCUUUUAGAAAUCUGUAACUCUUUUAAAACAGCUAAAGCUCCUGGUUAUGAUAAUCUAUCCAUGUAUGUAAUCAAAAAAUCUAUUGACCUAAUAGUACAACCUCUUGUUCAUAUUAUAAAUCUUUCUUUAUCCAAAGGGGUCUUUCCAAGUAAACUAAAGAUCGCUAAAAUUAUACCAAUUUUUAAAACUGGAAAUCAAAGUUUCUUUACAAACUAUAAACCUAUAUCACUCCUGACAAACUUUUCAAAGUUAUUUGAAAAAGUUAUGCAAAUCAGGUUAACAUCAUUCAUUGAGCAAUGUGAAAUUUUGUAUAGAUUUCAGUUUGGUUUUCGCAGUAACCACGCUACUAUGCAUUCACUUGUUUCUCUAAUAAAUAACGUUGCCACGGCCAUUGAUCAGAACCAGAUAGCUGCUGGAGUGUUCAUUGAUCUUUCAAAGGCUUUUGAUACUUUAGAUCAUGAAAUAUUAUUUACUAAAUUACAACAUUAUGGUAUAAGAGGCGCUCCAAUGGAUCAAGAGCUAUUUCUGCAAUCGUGAACAAUUUGUUCAAUAUAAUGAAACCUGUUCCUCCAUGGAAAAAUUAAAAUGUGGAGUUCCGCAAGGUUCUAUUUUAGGCCCAUUAUUUUUUAUUUUAUAUAUCAUUGAUCUACCGAAUGCAUUAGAACUGUCAAAAUCUUAUCUUUUUGCUGAUGACACUAGUAUAUAUUAUUCAAAUUCGGGUAUCAAGCAACUUGAAUUUGUUUUGAACAGUGAACUUCGAAAGCUGGAUAUUUGGAUGAAGUCAAAUAAAUUGUCUGUGAACAUCAGUAAAACAAACUAUAUCAUUUUUCGGCCGAGACAAAAGAAAAUUAAUUUAAAUCUAGUUAUCCAAUAUAACAAUCAAAUGAUCACCCAAAAACAAUACAUAAAAUUUUUAGGAGUAUAUAUAGACGAACAUUUGUCAUGGAAGGAACAUAUUAAUUAUAUUUGCAAUAAAAUCGCCAAGUCUGUUGGAAUUAUUUACCGAUCACGAUAUCUACUGUCAUCCGCAACAAGAUUAUCCUUGUACUACACACUUAUAUAUCCCUAUCUUACUUAUUGUAAUAUUGUAUGGUCUUCCACUUAUGUAACCAACCUCAAUAGAAUUCUCCUUUUACAAAAACGAGCUGUACGUACUCUUACAAAUUCCGAAUACCGUGCACAAUCUGAUCCACUUUUUAAACAACUCAAAAUAUUGGAUAUAUUUAAGCUAAAUACAUUUCACAUUGGCAAGUUUAUGUUUUUAUAUCAUCAUUGCAUGUUGCCAACAUGCUUUGAUAAUCUGUUUACAAUAAACAAUCAAAUACAUGGUUAUAACACCAGAUCUGCCGGUAACUAUAGAUCUCAUGCUUGUCGAACUAAUAUUAAGCAGUUCACCAUCUUAUACUCAGGACCGAAUAUUUGGAAUUCUUUACCUACAAAUAUAACUGCGAUAAACACAAUCUCGUCUUUCAAGAUGCAACUUCGUAAUUUUCUGCUUAACGAAUGAGGAACAGCUAACUCUGAUCAAUAUGCUACGACCAUGUUUAUCGAAUAUUCAGUAACAAUAUAUAAAAUUAUUGGAAAAUCUAUUAUAUAUUUUUGUAAAUUUUCUCUCUUAUUAUAAACUUCAUUAUGUUUCAGUUUCAUUAUAUGUGUCUGUAAUUUAAUUUCAAUUUCAUAUUAUAUGUCUGUAACCCUAAAUUAUACCGAUUAAUUAAAUAUUUAACUUUGAAUUUUUGAGAUGAGGUGGCCUCUUUACACAAGCUCUAAGCUUCUUGAGGUCUCCUCGCCGACUUUAUUUUAUUAAUAUCUUGUAAAUAGCUAACAGUCUUUCAUUUUUAUUUUUUUUUUGGCAAAUAAAUCAAUCAAUCUAUAUACUGUAGGACCCUCCAAGCUUCCGUUUCGACGUAUUCGACUGGCCAACUUUAUUAUACGAUUUAGGAAAUACUUUAUUUACAGCGGAGUUGGCUGUUGAGGAAGCUUAUGAAAUAUCCUUGCUUUAAAUAUUAAAGCGUUCCUUUAUGCACUUACUUUAUCGUAGGUAUGACCCCACGUAGAGUAAAGUUCACAUAUCUCUUCGUUGGUUGUGUCCGGCGAGAGCUGCAUUACCUUCUCAUAGUGCGAGAGAGUGUCGUUUCUGCUCAUUUUUAAAUCAUGUAUCUGCUUGCAACUUACAUAAACUUAUAGUCUACAAUACAGUGUUUAUACAGACUCUUACACAAAGGACAAAGUUCAAUUAUUUAAAUGCUCACCCAUACGAAAUUCGAUACAUUUACCAGUACAAUGUAAAAAUACACAUUGUUAUGCAAAUUUAUUAACUUUUCUCUUUGUGUGCCAAUAUCGUCUUUGUGUCGCGAAAUUUUUCGCAAGUACAGUGAAGAAAGCUGCGGAUUGACAAGGAUCAGUUCAAUGGAUAGGGAUACAACUACCUGUAUUAAAUAGAACUUAAUAUUAACUAUAUCAAAUGUCAAAUGUUGCUCCUAUUUACACCAGGCGGGGAAGGGGAGCCGGACCGCCCCUUGACACCUAUGCUAACGUUUCCAAAACAUACAAUUCAUCACUUUUGGUGAAAAAUACAAUACAAAAAAUGUGGAAAAGGCUGUUUAUAUAAUUGUCAACUGCUAGUAAUAAAUAUAGAUCAAGUAGGUAUUAAAAUUGGAAUAAUGUUUCAAUCUGAAUAGUACCAUUUAACUAAAUCUAUAGUUUCUGGUAUAUAUACAACCAAGCCAUUGGGUCAUCAUUAUUAUAUUUUUCAUAACUUUUCACAACCAAUUUCCAUUUUCCUUCGUCAGAAAGUUCCUUCAUUUUUUCCUGAUAUCCGUAACAUGGGUCGUUAGCGAUGCAAUCCCUGAUCGUGAAACAAGCUAAUCCUCCAGGCUUCAGAACAUAAAGAAGAUCAUCAAACCCUUUUCCUUUUACAUGACCCACAGCAAACACACCAAUGCAUAUUGUUGCAUCAUACUGGUUCGGACUCAUACCAAGGUCUUCGCAUCCAUCAGAACCCAUUGCACCAUGGCUUAACGUUCUAUAAACACCCUUUGUCUUAGCUAUUUCGAGUAUUUCUGGGCAGACGUCCAGACCAUCAAUGGCCCUAUAGCCACUUUUGUAUAAUUCUUCUCCAACUACUCCGGUGCCACAGCCAAGAUCUAAGAUGGUGGCAUCUUUACCAUAUCCUGAUUCUUCAAGAGUCUUGGACAGUUUCUCUGCUGCAAUCAUAGGUGCGACAUAUUCUAAACCUUCCAACGCGUCCUUAAAUUAAAAUCAAGUUGAAUUAUUGUAAAGGAUGAUUGACUCUUGAAGUUUCUGUGAUGAGUAUCCAGCCUAGCCAUAGGCUCUCUCGCGCGCUUGCUAUGCUUGGUUUAUAGGGGUACGAAGGGGUAAUUGUGGUGGGAGAGGGGUAGCUGUGGGGAAGGUGACGUCACAACUAACUGACGUCAUACCUAAGCUAGUUUUAUCGAUCGACGGUUUCGUUUUUCGUUGCCCCUGCAGAACGACUAGGAACUAGGCUGAUGAGUAUCCUUGACAAGAACCCUUAGCUGAGCUUGACAAGAACCUUUAGCCCUUCAGGCUUCCGUUUCGAUACCUUCUUUAGUUUAGAACAGAUUUAGUCUCCCUCGUGACCGCCCUUUGUGUCGCUCCUCCCCAACUACACACGUAGAAACACUGUUGCAACGUUGCAACAAACUUGCAUGCAGCAGACUCGUAGCAAUGCUAUUCCAACUUGUUAACAGGGUGUGUUCGCACUGCUUGUUCCCAGCUUGUUGACAAGUUGCUACAAGGUGGUUGUUGAACCCAACAGACUUGUUACAAGUUGUUCCAACAACUUGUUAUUGUCCUGUAAUUCAACAAUUUGUCAACAGACCUUGUAGCAACUUGAUAAAAUAACAGCAUUGCUACAACUUGUUGGCAAGCUUGCUACACGCUUGUUGCGAACACAUCUUGUUGACAAGUUGUGAGAUUUUUACACGCGCAGCACAAGAGCGGCUUCGAGGGAGACCAGAGCGGUGUUGGCUGUUGUGAGGGAGCUUAGAAAAAUAUUCUUGCUUCAAAUAUGUGUUCAUUGAGGCACUUACGCCAUGUCAUAUACGUCGAAUUUAAUUCAGACGAAUUUAAUUCGUUAUUAAAUUCGUCAUUGGUCGACAUUAAAAUGGUUUCGUUUCAAACGACGAAUUUAAUUCAGAAUUCAUUUCAUAUGAAUAACGAUCGUGGAUUACCCAGAAGUAAAAACCACGAGACCAGAAAGAGAGAAACAGACUUUAACAUAAUUUAUGCAUUUAAUUCGACACGACGAUAAGACGUCGUAUGAAACGAACUGACGCGCUACAAACGUUGUAUCCGUAAAACGUCUUGGACGAACUUAAUUCGAUCACCAGACGAAUUUACCGUCACAUUUAAUUCGUUCAAUUAAAUUCGUCUGAAUUAAAUUGACGAUAGUGCGACGUAUGAAACUGGCCUUACUUUAUCGUAGGUAUGACUCCACACAGAGUAAAGUUCACGUAUCUCUUCAUUGGUUGUCUCCGGCGAAAGCUGCAUUACCUUCCCAUAGUGCGAGAGAGUGUCGUCUCUGCUCAUUUUACAAUCCUGUAUUUGCUUGCGACUUACGUGACAGAAUACAGUAUUACAGACUCUUGCCGGCCUCUUCAGCCAGUGAACACGAAUUGUCUAAGGACUUAAACACUCAUAGAUCGAAAUUCCAUACAUUAUCAGCACAUUGUUAUGCAAAUUUCUUCACUUUUUUCUUUGUGUCUGGCUGUCGGGACUGACAGAACAGAUAAGCCAUUUUACAACAUAUUUUUCAUAGUUUAAUAACUAGGGUACCUGCAAGGUAGAGAUUGCUGCGGGCAUUAAAAGCAAAUAUAGAACGACAAUAAACAGCACAAAUUAUAUCAAGCACAGUGAUUACUCGCAGCAACUAUAGUGAGCUGUGAAUGGAAAUGCGAAGAAGCAAUAUACAGGCUGUCCCAAAAAAAACGAAAAUUAUUGAAAUCACCAAUAACAAUUUAAUUGUUAGAAUAAAUGAUUGACAUAAGUAAAUUUUAUGCAUAAAGAAGCUGUUUUUAUUUCCCAGGUCCAGGAGCAGAAAAUCGCGCACUUUACCAGGAGAUAUUCCUAACUAAAUUCUAAUAAAUGCACCUUGUCAAUAUUUUACGCAUCAUUACGUCCAGCUGCUUGGUAGGGCAUUGAAAUUUAACAAUAAGUGAUUUCAAUAGUUUUCGUUUUUUUUGGGACACCCUGUAUAUUGAAGUAGCAAAGACCAGAGGUUAAAGGGCAAUCCUCUGAUUGAUACUAAACAUGUGCGUCUCAUUGACAUACAGGUAAAUUAAGAUCAGAUUUCAUAUCAAGUCUGUUUACUGCUAGGCGCCUUUACCACAUUAUAUAGACUAUAUACACAGAUUUAUCACACUAAGAAACCAAAACUUUAUAAAAAUAUAGAACUGACAGUGGCCAAAGUCCAAAACAAAUCUAAGCGUAACAUUAGACAUGAAAAAGCUUUAGAAAUUCGAUAAAAAUUCGAAGACUCGAGCGAGUUUAAAAUGUGUGUUCUGCGCAUAGAAAUCGCGCACGACCACAAUUCCAUGCGCUUAAUAAAAUUUAGUUCCAAACCCCCUCUCUGCACACUGUAUUAGACUGCUGCUACGCUCGCUCGCUUCAGGCUCGCUCGCUCCGCAGCAAUUAGUGCAUAUGACCUAGCCUUAUAAUGGAUUAGAGGAUAGAGUUUCAAACACUUAAGUUAGGCGUAACAGGUACAGAGAGUUAGUGUGAAGUGAAUCUUAGUGUGAGACAGAGUGAAGUCAGUUUGAACAGUGACAAGUGUGAUUUGUAGAGCCCGUGCGCUAAUUUGGGAUCGUGUAUCGUGAUUUGUGAGAAUUUUACCUUUUAAUACGUUAUUUUUAUUUGUGGAUAUUUUAAUAAAACUUAUAAACCAAAAAGAGUGAUUGUGUCGAGAACCUCAUCGAGAACUACAGUUCAACGGAGGGAACAUUUUCGACAUGGCGAAGCGAAAUGAUAUCUCACGAAGCUUAGUUUAUCUUUACUGCCAUAUGUAUGUUUGCUGUGCGUUCGCAUUUCAUGAAAUCAUGGGUGGAUCUACCGUAGGGGGUGUGCACCCCCCCCCCACCCCUAGAGAAUUCCAGCACCACCCUAAAAGUUUGUUUGACCAUACAUUUUCUGCUUUUCGAAUAGCGAUUAGCGGAACUUCUACUGUUAGCGCGUGUCAAACUCUUGGAAAGGAUGGUACAGUUUCUUGAAACAAUACUAUAAUUUUUAGCCGUGAAGAUACUAGCAGACCCCAAACUACCCAUGCAUGCAUAAAGUUUUAAUCUCUUAAUAUCUUUUUCCAGGAUUUAAUAGCCCAUACUGCUUUCCAACGACCGAGUGAACCUUUUCCAUUCAUGGCAAAACUUGUGGAAGACUUUUACACCGACAGCGAGCAGAAAGGUACAAAGUCGGAAAACGAUUAGAUGAAAAGAUAAAAAUAUGAGUGUUUAGUAUUUAUUCAAAUAAUCACAUUUAUAUAAAGUUUGUUCGUUCACUGCAACCAGGUAUAUCAAUCAUGUUUCGCUCGCUACUCUGGUUUAAAUAAAUGAUUACAAAGCUCAGUCGAAUUAUAAUCAAGACCCAACGUUUCGACACUCCAGUCUAGUGUCUUCAUCAGGGGUGAUCUAAAACUGCGAUCGUGGCUUCUUAAAUACCCAAGGGAUGACGUCACCUGCCAAGAAGAUGCAUAUAUUCUUCUGGCAAAUGGGCGCCGUCAUCCCUAUUCAAGGCAUGAUGACUCAUAUUUAUAUGCCACGCUUCUAGGCGAAGUCUUUGACCAUAGCGAUUGUUUGUGGUAAUUACUUUAGAGUUUUCCCACGCAAUCUCGUGUUUGGUGUGACAUUUGUAAUCAUUUAUUUAAACCAGAGUAGCGAGCGAAACAUGAAUCACAUUUAUUUUUGGAAUGGAAGUGCUAUUUAAAACUGAGGUGUGGAUAUGCGACCGCUCGGCUAAAAAAUAUAAGCAGAACUUCGACAGUGGCGUAGCCAGCCCGACGAUCUAGUCCCGCUAUGCAAAUAUUGCCAUGUUUAUAAACUAUCAACACAAUAAAUUUAAUUUAAUUUAUUAACUUUGCCAGAUUCAAACAAUUACCGUAUUUACUCGAUUGAGCGCCGCCCCCGAUUGAGCGCCGCCCCCGAAUGAGCGCCGCAUUUGAGAUCAAUUUUUUUUAAAGAGCGCCGCCCCCGAAUGAGCGCCGCACUAAACAGUGUAAAAACUUUCCGCCGUCAAAAUGGGGACAUUUAGCGACAAAAUCCUUUUAAAACUUGUUUAUUUUAUUGUUAAAAGUGCUUUUUAUAGUUCACAAAUAAAAGAUUUUUUAACGAGCGCCGCCCCCGAUUGAGCGCCGCCCCCGAAUGAGCGCCGCAUCUGAAGCUCUGAAAAUUUAAAGAGCGCCGCGGCGCUCAAACGAGUAAAUACGGUAACACAAAAACUGGCAGGGCAAUCGCAACAGCUUGCGCCAAUUACUGCGAUCCCUAAAUGUUAGACAAAUACACUGAUAUACGUACAUAGAAAAAAUCAAUUACUAACGAACUAUCAGAUUCAACUUUUCACAUUGCGACCCGCAGUACCACUUCUAAUUUCGGAAGCUGACUGAAUCAGAAGACGUUUAACCCUCACAAUCCUAAACCUUCAGCAAAACCCUGGAUAGGCCCCAUAGAUACCAAUGCGAACGUUAUUCCUUUCAAAAGAAAUGAAUAAUGAUGUGUUAAAAUUUGCAUACAGGGCCGCCGAGAGGGGGGGGGCAGGGGGGAGCAAAUUGCCCCGAAGUGCUGGGGCCCCUGAAAAAUGUUAGUUGGGCCCCAGUCUUUUUUGUGUGUUAAAUAUUUGCUCGCAAAGGACAAGAUCUCUGUCUUAUUUGGCUAAGUACCGAAAUGAGGCAUAGAAAAAUGAGAUAAAGUCCCUGG